GAACACGUGCGACUACUCACAGCCAUUGGAUUGCAGCCAACGUGUUCCUAAACAUCUUGGGGAACCAAACCGUGGCAGGACCGGCGUUAGUACCGUCCAAGCCGUCCUAAGCUCCGAGGGAAUCCCUCCCUCCAAUCCUCCAUUCCCCGAAAACUGUCCACCAUCCGCCGCGACAACCGUCCUCGACACCCGAUGCGCGAACCGCCGUUGUCUGAUUUGACCCAAACUCCACUUUGAACAGAACCAUAACCCAUGGUUCAUAUAUAGCGGCCUCGAACAUACCCACACCCACACACGCAGGUGGCUGCACGACCGCAUACCAAGGACCAGGGCAUUGAAAGACACCAUCUGGCUAUUAGAAAAAAAGGAGGAGAGCGCAGCACAACGAGAAAUACAAACAACACCACAACACGGCGCGGAACAUAAUGUCGAACCGCUUCAGCCGCCAAGACGCCCGCGACGACCUCUUCUCCUCAUACAACCGCAGCGCCUCACCUUCGAAAUCCAAAAACAAAUCCCGCGCUUCGCCCUACAGCGGCGGCGGCGGUUACGCCUACACUGCGCCUACGUCGCCAAACGGUAGCCCGGGGUUCGGCGCGUACCCCGGCAGCAACGCAAGCGGGCAUGGCAAUGGGAAUUUAUAUCCUGGGGGUAGCGGUGGUGGAUACGGUGUAGGUAGAGGGAACGAUGAUGCGAUGUUUCGGAGUGCGACGCCGAAUUCGCGGGGCCAGUAUUCGGCGGCUGUGCUGGAUGAGUUGGAGAGUCAGAAUGACGAGCAUGUGGGUGUUUUGACAAGUAAGGUUAGGAUGUUGAAGGAUUUGACACAUCUCAUCGGCGACGAAAUCCGCGAUUCUACGUCCCUGGCGGAGAAAAUGAACGAUCAGUUUGAGAAUUCGAGAUAUAAGAUUAAGGGUACCAUGACGCGUAUGCUGCGUAUGGCUGAAAAAACGGGGGUUGGAUGGAAGGCUUGGGUUGGCUUCUUUGCGGCUGUUAUAUUGCUGUUUUGGUGGGUGUGGUUGGGUUGAGUGGGAUCCUAUAUGGUGGGGGUUUAUGAUACGCUUGCAGAGAUGUUUUGUGCGGGGCUUUGUAUGGAUACGCAUGGGAAUGGGAGAUGGGAGAGAGGUCAUUAGAGGUGGUUUUGCA
This is a messenger RNA of Bipolaris sorokiniana ND90Pr, 1143 nucleotides long. RefSeq lists its product as uncharacterized. NCBI's taxonomy places the organism in Eukaryota, Fungi, Ascomycota, Dothideomycetes, Pleosporales, Pleosporaceae. The transcript has 2 exons. The record is from RefSeq and is a predicted model, not a curated record. Gene Ontology annotation, biological process: endoplasmic reticulum to Golgi vesicle-mediated transport. Bases 426 to 1025 code for a protein of 199 amino acids.